This is a messenger RNA of Spirometra erinaceieuropaei, 10117 nucleotides long. The record is from the annotation of a GenBank genome assembly. NCBI's taxonomy places the organism in Eukaryota, Metazoa, Platyhelminthes, Cestoda, Diphyllobothriidea, Diphyllobothriidae.
AUGAUUCCAGUGUGGGGAGUCCUGAGUGUAAUAGGUGGAUUCCUAUACCACCUUUCACUGGGCUAUUAUUACACAGUUGGUAAGUGGUUUUUUUAGCUACAUUUUUGCGUUCAUAAUAUAUGUAGCUAUUUGGGCAUAUAUGUCCAAACACUCGGUCAACGUAAAAAUUUGAUAGUUUUGACACUUUUUUAAAACUUGUAGGAAAUAUGAAUUCUUACGUAAUUUCGUAUAUGGGAAUAACUAAGAGUCAAAGCGCAUGGUUCUCUUCUGUAAUAAUUGCUCUCCAAGCAAUAUCCUUACCAAUCGGUGGAGUAAUUGCGAAAAAAAUCGGAUUCCGACCCGUCCUUAUUUUGGGAAUUAUUUUCUCCAGGUUCGUCUAUCUUCUGAACUUUGGUAAAAUUUCAAAACCUCAUCACUUUGCCAAAUACGGCUGGUAUACGCCAUAUCUUUUAUAACACAUUUAUAUUUAUGUACGAUUGAAACUUUAAAAUGAGCAUUCUUAACACCGACUCUGGUAAUAUUCCUCAUUCGAGAAAACGACUAUUCUUUAAAAAAAACAGGAUUUCGUAAGGCAUGGUGGAUACUGCGGGAAUUUUGCAACCCAAUAGAUCUGCGUGCAGACUAAAAUUUUGUGCGAACUCCGUUAGAAAAGGCCAAAUGUUAUUAUAAUACUUUUAAAGAUAGUCGUUUCCUGGCCUGUUUGCUGCAGAAAAUCUGCGAGAAAUUUCCCCAUCCCGUUUGUGGACUGGUAAAAACUGUCAAGUUUAUUAAAACUGCAAAUAAUAAAUUCAUCUCUUUUUUAGCGGAGGCAUUUUACUAACGCGCCUAACAGUUGACCAUGGCCUAGGAGCAUAUGUUUCUACCUACUGUGUUCUCUUUGGUCUCGGUAUGGGACUGCCCUACUCUGUCAUUUUUCAAGUCGCGUCAUCUGUAAGUCUAGUUAUUUUUGUUUUAUAUGGACCAUUUUGUUUGUUUAAUGUCCAAUAAUACUGAAAUAAUGUUUCUUUCUUGAAAUACUGUAUGCGUACUCUUUAAAUUUUAGUGGUUUCCUGAAAAGAGAGCCACCGUUGUUGGAAUAAUCUCCUCUGGUCUGGGUCUAGGGGCCCUCGUAUUUACACCCAUUCAGACAAACGUGAUAAAUCCGGAUGAUUUGCAGCCAGUAGGCGGGUAUGUCAUUUUCAACUAAACAAUUCAAGUCCUUUGCUAAAAACCACAUGAAUCUGUGUCUUUAAGAUAUUUAUAUUUUUAAAUACUAGGAAAUAUCCUCCAGACGUCGAUAAACGUGUUCCAAAUGCAUUUUUAAUCUUUGGAGGAACCGUUUUGGCUUUUCAAAUCGUCGGAGUACUCCUUUUAAGAAAACGACCUAACGUAAAUGACAAUUCCACAUUCUUAUUUUCCCUGCACUUGUAUUUAUUUCAUUACGUGCACAAUAUUACCAUGUUCCAUGUAAUCACAUUUGUAUUUUAGAACAAAAUCGACGAAGAGGAGCCUUCAAACAAGUAAGAUCUUAAAUUUGUCAAACAGUUUAUUUAGUCAGAUUGCACUUUCUUUGAACUAAUAUAAUUUUUUAAAAACUUAUUCAUAGUUCCGUGACAUUUGAACAUCCAGAAAAGGAUAAUCUUGAGGGUAAUUACGGCCCGUAAGUAAACUGAUAAAUAAAACUACGUAGUCUAAUCUCUUCAUCUUCUUUAGAAAUAAAAUUGAAGAAAACGUUUUACAGCAGGAGGAAGUUAAGAGUUACUCCGUGAAGAGCGCAUUGAAAUGCAUUGAUUUUUACAUCUUAUGGACUGUUUCCUUCUGCGAUGUCGUCGCUGUGGUUUUGCUAACCUCAACCUACAAGGUAUGUUUACCUAAAUGAGGUGUUCUAAAAUGAUUAAUCAUGUGGCUUCUCCUUCUACUUUUUAUAAAUUAACAUAAAUAUAUGCAAAUACUCAUUUUAGACUCUUUAGAAGACAGAUUAUGUGCAUUCCACUUAUCUGAAGAAAAUCAUUUGAUUUACCUGAUGCUUCAAACAGUAAAAUCAAUUAAUGAAUACUUUGCUUCAACCGUACAUUUACUUAACUGUGGACUAAAAAGCCAACUAAAUGGAUGCUUAAGCGCAAGAUGAUUGAGAAGUGACUAUAGGACUUCUUAUGGAUAAUUAAAAUACCAAAUUAAUAUUUAUUCCUACAAAUCCCUUAGUAUUUUAUACCUUAGUAAUAAUGAGUUUAUCCGAAGGAUCCUACUGCGCAAAACAUAAGCAAAGUUUAUUAUUCACUUUAGCGGUCAAAAUUAAAAUAAAGUUGCUAAAGGUGACUUUUGUCUCGCAACAUUCUUCUAGGAAUCAUUUAUUUUCUAAAUUUAAUUCCUUUUCCAUUGAUCAGCUGUAUGGCCUUGAACGUGAAUUCAAGGAUACCUUUCUCUCCGGUGUUGUAAUGGGCAGCGCUGCCUUUAACUGUUUCGGUCGGGUCACAUGGGGACUCAUGGUUGAUCGGUUCUCUUACAAGGUAUGCAUGUUUCUUAAACACAUUUUCGCAUUUUUAUUGCACGCGUUUUAACCCUUAAUCCAAUAAUUCACUGUCGGCAUAUGCAGGCAGUGAAUCCAGUGCAGCUAACCUUAACUAGCACCAGCAAUUUAUUAUAUACGGGAGGAAAGUCUGCACGCCGCGUAUGUCAAAUAUUUGUUCGACUAAAAGGUAAUCUGCAAUUCCGAAGUUUAGGGCAGGGUUUUAAUAGCCAUUAAGUAAAGUCUUGUGCGAUAUGGUUGUCCAAAUACUUACGGACUGCAUUUAAGACCAGUGCGUGCCAGUUUAAUGCAAAACUUAGAUGCAGUUCUGAACAACCGGGACCCAUUGGUACUCCGAUUUGUUAAGCCUAUCACCGUAGGGAAUGACACUCUUUGCACAACACUAAUGAUUUACACGCGCAAACUAUGCAAAACGGAUUCCCACAUGCUUACACUUUGCUUUUCACUUUCGAACCGCCAUUUACCUGUGUUUUUUUUGCAGUGUCCUCUGUUAACUUACCUCUUCCUGUGGGCUGUCCUGUUUAUAACGUUCCCCUUUGUUGCCGGUGGAGCUCCCGGCAUCUAUCUGUACGCAAUCUGGGUGUUUCUGCUGUUCUUCACGCUGGCCGGGCACUUUGUCAUUCUGCCCGGAGCCGCCUCCAGUCUCUUUGGACCACAGAAUUUCGCGACAAUUUACGGUCUGGUCUACGCCGCGGCUGUAUGUUCCUGUCACCGUAGUUUCUCAUUUUGCGUUGUCCUUAAGAAUGGCAACCUUUUAGACGAUAAGAGCAGGCAAAAAAGGCGUAUGCCCAACUGUUUUGCACUUAUUUGAAAAUAAAAAAGAAAGAACGACUCCAAAAACUGUUUAAACGGAAGAGGGAAUAACACCAUUAGUUGUCACAUUGUUGGGGGGGGGAGGAGCCGUCUUAAAGAUCGAGGUCUGGGCAUUCUGAUAGUGUUUUGUUCUCGGACCUGAAUCAACGAAACAGUUCUCUGUACCGCAAUCCUGUGCCCAUGAGCUCCAGCAGUCAAACCCUGAUGUGCGAGUUUUCAUUGAUAAUCUCGGAGAAUUCGCACGCAUUCAGUCGGUCCCUGAUUGGUUGGAAUUAGGUAUGGAGGUAAUCCCAUGCCGAGUCGAAGUCUCCGACAUUUGGCUCUGUAGAGUUGUUUGUCGUCGUUUUGUAAAUCAUCUGAUUUUCAGAAAGGUGUGAGUGUUGAGAGCUGGUUCUGCAGCCCCACUCGUUUGAGGUCGCAUGAUUAGCUUACUAAAAAUAGUUUAGAUAACGGACCUAAAUAAACAACUCGCAGGGUUAGGAAGGGGAAAAGGGCGCAAGCGGAGCUCGAACACAGCAAGGGAAACGCGUGCGAACCGAUACUUGAUGUAAGCGAAGGUGAUAUGUACAUUUUCUCCACGCGACAAAGCCUCUCGCGGGAUUAUUUUCUGGUUUUCCUUUUCUAUGGUCGGUAAUGUAAGCUCCAGACUAGAAAAGCUGCUAUCUCCAAAUCAUCAAUUGCCAUCGUAUUCUACUGUCACUACUACUACUACUACUACUACUACUACUACUACCACUACUACUACUACUACUAUUACUAUUAUUAGCUAUUAUUAGUCAGCUAAUGGUGCUGAUGCAGACAAAUAAAAAAGUCGCCUGCAGCAUUCGUCCGUGGGUUCCCGUCAAUCCCGUCUUGAUGGUAUAGCCCGAGAGCGUUGGCCAUGUUUGAAAGCAUCGGGGCCGUCGGUCGUGAGGGAUUACUGUAGCUAAUUUUGCCAACAAUGGACUGUGCUUUGAAUUGCAUUUUUCUAGAUGCCUAAACACUGGCGGAGUGAGUAUUUACGCUCCUGCAACGGUCUCAGUCGCAAAAUGCUGGCUGAAGAAGCAAAGCUCGAAUGACUGAGCGUCUACUGUCUAAUGGUCAAUCCUCCAAUGUGCCAGUUCGAUUAGUGUCCACAAGUUCUUCGCCUGGAUGUUCUUAUAUGGGGACUGUCUUGAGCAGUACAGUACAUCUAACGAAAACAUGGCCCUCCCUGUGUAAUAAAAUUGACCUCCGGUAUUUGCUAGGCUUGGUGGCUUUGGCGUUGAGACGCCUCUAAAGUGCCUAUAACUGCCUAUUUUAAUAUUCAAACAUAAAAUUUGUCUUAACUAUCAUCCUAAAUCGAUUAAAUGUAAUAGCAAAGUCGUCCUGCAGCAUUACCUUUAAAAAUAUAUAACUUACAGUUACACAUAAACACAUCUACAAUUAAUACUCUUACCAAGGCGAAAUUUUAUCAGUUGAAUUCCGAUAUUCGAGGGGCUUGCGGACCUCGCCUUCCCUCAAAUAGCUUAUUACUGCCAACUUUAUUAUUAAAACACAAAAUAUGCAUUAACUAUCAUCCUUAAACAAUUUAAUUUAAUGAAAAAUUCAUUGUAUACCAUCACCCUUACAAUAUAUAUCUAACAGUUACACAUCUGCAAUUCAGAAGAGCAUUUGGUGAACCCACCCGCGCAUUCAAUAAAUUCUGAUCGAGACUGUACAUCUUCAAUUUGUACCUUCGCUUAGGCGAAAUUUUAUCAAGUUACCCGGCAUUCAAGCCUUCGCAUAUUUCUUAGAAUAUAUGCAUUGUUAUAUCGUCGCUUAGGCACAUUGCCAGAAGACUUAAAAGAAACAGGGUAUUUAGAAAUCAUCUUGGGUCACGAUUAAAAGAUAAACAUAACAAUUAGAUACAAGACACAAAUGUACGAAGGAUGCGCAGACAGGCAGUGAAACAGGUAAACAGGAGAGAUCUAAGCGGCGAGCUGUCGGCGAUGCGGCCAGCUUCAGCUCCACAUGGACUUUGCGUUUACAAUUUGCUUAUCUUUAUGAAAAGAUGAAUCUUUUGCUGUUUUUGUACUUACACUAAUACUCAUAUUUGGAACUCAACGGGGCUUUUUAUCGGAAAAAAUGAUUAUAAGUAAUUAGCAAAUAUUUAAAAUAUGCCCUAUGAUAAAAACACCAACGAAUAAGUGAAUGCCUUAAUACCGAAUCGCGAGUUGGCGGGAGUCAACUGUAUAUAAAUAUAUAAGUCCAGUGAACAUCUAGGCGACUGUGUACUGUUCUGGUACUGUACAUGCUUUCUAAAAUACAGUAAACAGAGUCGGAAAGCAAGCUAACUUACCAUAGAAAAUGUACUUCGACUUCGUUAUAUUACCCAAAAGUUGUCCCUGACAAGGAAGUAACAAGCCUGAGACCAAAAAACUGCUAUCAGCGGUCCACGACUUGCUGUCAGGUAAUGUGGUCUUUCCUAAAUAGAGAUCCAUGCCCGGUAAACGGCAAUGUCAGGCUAAUGCCCUUUUGUUUUCUGGAACUUUAGGCACCAAGCGGCCUGUUGACUGCAGCGGUAAUUUCACAGCUUAAGUUGGAUGGAGCUUGGUUGGCCGUCUACAGCACGUGUGCAGCUUUUUGCGUUAUUGGUAAGUCACUGUGCAAAUAUCCUAACAGAGUCACCUUUAAGGCGCUGCCAUUAUUAAAAUGAGCAUUUGUGUCCGAUUAUUGAAGUUUAUAUUAUAUUCAUACACAUACCGUAGGUGAGCUAACUCAUGAAAUGUCCACCGAAAUGCGUUUUCGUUUCUAAAAGAUUAAUUAAGUAGGGUUGUAAAACAAAUCAUCGCGUAGUAUAAUUUUAUAAUAAUUCAGUUAUCUCGGGAUGCGGGCUUUCGGAUGAACUUCUUUGCGGUUGCAUGAAAAAUGACUACUUAAGUAGCAUGAAUUUUCUCAUUGAUUUUCGAUGUCCUUAAACGUUCAAUUAUAUUUCACGGAAAACAUGCAUAAAAAUAUUCAUUCGAUUGUUCAUUCGAUAGGAAAUGACGUCUUCCUCUAAUUUUAUACUCGAAGGAAGGGUAUAAUUCGGUUUUUAAAGACUUUUCCAAUUCCCGAAUAAUUUUGAACCCGCUCUAUCUUUACACUUGCAUUCAGGAUUUCCAAACUACAAGCCGUAUAUUAAGAGGAAAGUGCAUGGGGUUCAGAUAAUUUAGCAGUGGAUUUAAACCAUAUUGUUAACUUCACAAGCCACGUUGGUAGAUGCCGACACAUGACUUUUUAUGAUCCAUCAUUUCCUGGUAUUAAAAUAUCUCACAAUGAGAAACUUUUUGAAAACCGAUUUAUACCCUUUCUUCGAGUACCAAAUUCGGAAGAAAACGUUUUUUUAAAACCGAAAAUGCUGACGUGCAGUAAUGUACAUAUUCGAUAUGUCAGAAGAAUUCGCUAGACCGAUGAGCGAAUUUGGGAUUGGUGUCGCUCACAAACCAGAAGCUCCAAACCGCCGGCAACUCAUUCACCCUAAGGACCCAAUUCCCAUCAAUUGGAGGUCCUUUACCAAAUAAACUGAAAAUGUGGUCAAGCCAAUUAUGUUGGUGAGACCGGAAAAUCUGUUAGUACGAGAUUGCACGAGCACAAGUUUGCUGUAAGACAGAAAGAUAAACUUACCUUGGUAAUAGCCCACGUCAUCUCGCCAGAGCACGGCUUCGACUUUGAAUGCGUGACAAUACUUGGCCAGUCGGACGGUCGAAUUGCGCGCCUGCUGCAGGAAACGUGACAAUCGACUGACUCGAUAACUUGAUAUAUCGAUCUGUCAGUUGCUUAUAAAGCACUGCGUGAGCAAAUCAGUAGCGUAGCUGGAGGUCGUCUCCAGCAGAUGUGAACCAAAUAUGCCAUGAAUUGUACAGAUGUUUUCAUCCGUUGAUGAUGGGCUCGCUUGAGAAUCCGACGAGUCGGAUAAAUACACAAUUGACUCCAUCUGCCACCUUCCCGUCUUCUAUGCAUAUAUAUAUAUACGUGAAAUGAUAUCGCAAAUACAAGGGAGACCAGAAUGCCCAUUUCUGGCUUAUUAGCCGUCAUCAGCCAAUUAUACCCAAUCCCAAGUGUGAAUCACCUGGGAUUCGAACCCGGGAUCUUUGGUCACUGAGUCGAACGCUCUAGCAAUGAGCCACGGGCUCGCUGUCCUGUCGGUUGUGAUCGGGGAUAUUAAUUAUGGUAGAUGAGCCCUUGCCAAUCAGGUUACGGAACAUGCUCUCCCGUUAUGCCUUGGGGCUCAAACUAGAAUCCUCGCAGGCAGUUACAUAGCGACUAGUAUCCCAGGUGGUUCAAAUUUGGGAUUGGGUAUGACUGGUAGAUGACGACUAAUAAGCCAAAAAUGGCCAUUUCGGUCUCCCUUGUCUUUGUCGGUAUCAUCUCAUUUAUUUCUACUACUAGUCGCUAUGCGACUGCCUGCAAGGGUUGUGUUUUGAGCCCCAAGGCACAACGGGACAAGCAUGUUCCGUAACCUGAUCGGUGAGCGCCCACCUACCAUAUAUAUACAUAUAUGAUGGAAACGAGGAAGGUUCAGAAACGUCAGCACCAAACAGUAUAUAUAUACAUCCAAACAGGAAAACGGACAUCCCGAGAAAUUUAAUUGAAAAUAAGUAAAAAUUUUUGGGAAAAAUAACCCUUAAUGCGUACAUUUUCGAGACUGGUUCCCCAACUCGUCGUCAGACUUUGUACAUAACCCAGAAUUCUGACAACGAGCUGAGGAACCAGUCUUGAAUAUUGAUGCAACAAAGGCUAUUUUUUUUCCAAUAAAUCUUCCCUAUUUUAAAUUAGAUAUCUUGGGAUUCCCGAUGUCCGACACUUGUAAAUAUAUAUGAAUAAAGGCCCUUCGGAAAGUCCAGUCGCACACGUGAAUGUUCUAGCAGGUGGCACCAACCCGUCGUCAUCUAGUCUGAUGACGGGUUGGUGUUAUCAGCUUGAAAAUUCAAGAGUACAACUCGAUUUUCCGAUGAAUCUUCUAUUUCCCAUCAUGUGCCGCCGUGCGGCUGCCGGUUAGGCUCGAGAGAGAACCUUAGGCUACAGCAGGACGAGUUAGUUCUGUAGCACGGUCGAUGAGCGCCCUCUACCAUAUAUAUGGUAGGGAGUGCUCAUAGAUACUGUCUGAAUAUAUAUAUGCAGAAUGGCAUUACCGACAAAGACAAGGGAGACUGGAAUGGCCAUUUCGGGCAUAUUGGCCGUCGUCAGCCGGUCAUACCCAAUCCCGAGGUAUGGAGAACCUGAGGCGCGAACUCCCAACCUGUUAGUUAAAAGUCCAACGCCCUUAACCACUGGGCCAAUGGCCCGUUGUCCUGUAGGUUUCGAUCGGGAAUGUACAGUGGUGAAAGGGUGCUCACAGAUCGUUCAUACGGAACUCACUCGUUCCUUUGUGCCUUACGGGCUCUCUCUCGAGCCCAACCAUCAGCCGCACAGCGGCGCUUGAUAUAGGCAGAACGACAUUAUCGACAAUUCGAGUUUGAGCCUCAGGUGUUCCACACAUCAGGGCAUGACUGGCUGACUACGGCUAAUAAGCCAGAAAUGGCCAUUCCAGUCUCCGUUGUCUUUUUCGGUAAUGCCAUUCUGCCUUAAUAAUGCGCCGCUCCGCGGCUGCUGGUUGGACUCGAGAGAGAGCUCAUAAGGCACAAUGGAACGAGUGAGUUCCGUAUGAACGAUCGGUGAGCGCCCCUCUACCAUUAUGUAUAUAUGUAUUCCUUGUUGAGACUAUUUGGAGGAGAUCUUUCUUACAAAAACAGCUUUUUUCAUGUGUAGAACGUUAAAUAUUUUAAAGAGAACGAUCGUAGUACUUUUUUGCCAGAGAUUGUGAUUUUUAACGUAAGCAGUUUACAUCGCUGAUUUGCGGAAGGGACCAACGUAUUCCUAGAUGAAAUUGGUAAGCAAGCCAACAUAUCUAAAUAAGUUGACGCUCAUCUACAGUUGGCGAAUGUUAUUCAUGUGCCGUCAAGACGCAAUUAGGAGUAAGUAUUCGCAUGGAGAUGCUGAUGACUUUUGAUUGGCUCGUCCCCACUAGGCUCAUUCAGUAUUCAUUCAACAAUCCACAGCGCCUACAGCGAAACACACGGAUUAUCCGAGUUUUGCCGGCUUUCUGUAUUGGACUGAUCAGCAACUAAAUGGUAUCGGUAACGAUGCCAAAGACAAUUACAGUGCUGGCUUCAACGAGUUUUACCCCAAUCUCAGAACGUAAGGAUCACAGGUAAACCCGGGUCUAAUUGACUUCUCGCUGCUAUACGACCGUUAGCUGACACCCUAGGCAAAACGGAACCAUUUUUUCCCAAUGGACAGGAAAGAGUGAUAACGGCCGAAAUUAGCGCAGGGUGGCUAACACAAGAAUGCGCUCAUAUUUUUAAAUGGGCUCGCCAUUCGGCCUUCCCGCGGUUUUCGGGUUUUUGUGUUUUUGACCUAUAAUGCGUUUUUUUCGGCCAAAUUUCCUUUAAGAGGCGAAACGUCCGCUCAACGUUUCCAGGAAUUGUUUUUAAUAAUAAAUAGAAACCCCGGUUCAUGUAAGAUACUAUGCGUCGGCAAUCCCACUGCCCUGCACAUUCAGGAAAGUCUAAAGCUUCACGGUCGUCAGCAUAAACAUUGUAUUCCAACGCGUGUACAAAUGGCCAUUCUUUAGAAAUUGCUGAACGCGCCAACGUAAAAAGAUUGUUUUACCUUGCAGCCCUCGCGAUCGGCCUGUUUAUUCGCGAUGAAAAGGGACGCUGCUGUCGGUUUACUUCAGUCUGCUCGCGUGUCUGUAACCCAUGCCGACGCGAAAUCCCGACCGACAGUGAUAGCGUUGAGUACGCAGAAAAAAAUCCUCCCGGCAGUCUGCUCUGA